AUGGCUCCGAGGGAGCACAUCUUCUUCCUCCUACACGCCAUUCCACUCCUCUUCCUUCUUCACCUUGCUGCAUCCACAACCAGCAACGACAGUUUCAGCUUCCUAUACAAUGGCUUCUCGGGUGUCAACCUCACCCUCGACGGCAACGCCAACGUCACGCCGGAUGGGCUCCUCGAGCUCACCAACGACACCAUCAACCUCGGCCACGCCUUCUACCCGACCCCGCUGAGCCUGCGCGGGUCGCCCAACGGCACGGUGCGGUCCUUCUCCCUCAGCUUCGCGUUCGCCAUCCUCUCCGUCCACGAGGGCAUCAGCGCCGACGGCAUGGCCUUCUUCGUCGCCCCCACCAAGAACCUCUCCAACACGUGGGCGCAGUACAUGGGCCUCCUCAACAGCGGCAACAACGGCAACGCCAGCAACCACAUGUUCGCCGUCGAGCUCGACACCACCCAGAACGAGGAGUUCCAAGACAUGGACAACAACCACGUCGGCAUCGACAUCAACAGCCUCACCUCCUUGCAGGCCUACCGCACCGGGUACUACGAUGAAGGGAGCGGAUCCUUCAACAACCUGACCCUUAUCAGUGGCAAGGCGAUGCAGGUAUGGGCUGACUAUGAUGGGGAGUCCACGCAGAUCAACGUGUUCUUGGCUCCUCUCGGAUUCGCUAAGCCGGAGAGGCCACUGCUUUCGUCCCCCUAUAACCUCUCCACAGUUCUGAGAGAACCAUCGUACAUCGGCUUCGCAGCCACAACCGGCGCAAUCAGCACAAUCCACUGCGUUCUCGGCUGGAGCUUUGCCAUUAAUGGCCCUGCUCCUGCCAUUGACACAUCCAAGCUCCCAAAGCUACCACGUCUUGGUCCAGAGCCGCGCUCCAAGGUCCUGGAGAUCACCCUGCCUAUUGCCACGGCCAUGUUCGUCCUUGUAGUGGGAACUGUUAUCAUUCUGGUUGUUCGCAAAAGAUUCAGGUACAGGGAGCUGCGGGAAGACUGGGAGGUCGAUUUCGGGCCACAUCGGUUCUCCUUCAAGGACCUGUUCCAUGCAACCGAAGGGUUCAAGGAAAAGAACCUGCUUGGUGUGGGCGGGUUCGGCAAGGUAUACAAAGGGACACUCCGAAAGUCCAAACUGAAAGUGGCGGUGAAGAGAGUGUCUCACGAGUCAAGGCAAGGGAUGAAGGAGUUCAUCGCGGAGGUUGUCAGUAUCGGCCGGCUCAGACACCGCAACCUUGUGCCCCUGCUUGGUUAUUGCCGACGUAAAGGUGAACUUCUUUUGGUUUAUGACUACAUGUCAAAUGGUAGCCUCAAUCAGUAUCUGUACUGUGAAGAUGGCAAGCCAUCACUGAAUUGGGAGGAGAGGUUCCAUAUUAUCAAGGGCGUCGCAUUCGGCUUGUUCUACCUUCACGAGAAGUGGGAGAAAGUUGUCAUACACCGAGACGUUAAGCCGAGCAACGUGCUUCUGGACAGUGAAAUGAAUGCAAGACUAGGUGACUUUGGUCUCUCAAGGCUGUACGACCAUGGCACUGAUCCACAAACCACACAUAUGGUUGGAACCAUGGGAUACCUGGCGCCUGAGUACGUCCACACGGGCAAGGCAUCCACUCUGACGGACAUGUUUGCAUUCGGCAUAUUUCUCCUUGAGGUCACUUCUGGGCAGAGGCCUAUCAAGCAGAACCCAUUUGGCAACAAACAUACAUUGGUUGACUGGGUUAUAGAGCGCUGGCACAACGGAUCGCUCAUGGAGACUGUGGAUCCGAGACUGCGGGGUGACUACAACAUCGAUGAUGCAUCUUUGGUGCUGAAGCUAGGGCUUCUAUGCUCGCACCCUUUUACUAGCGCAAGGCCCACAAUGCGACAUGUCAUGCAGUACCUCGAAGGUGAUACACCACUCCCAGAGCUAACACCAGCACAUUUCAGCUUCACUAUGCAGGCCUUGACGCAAAACAGAGGAUUGGAAUCACCAAAUGUGCAGUAUCCUCAGUUAUCGACGAGUUUUGCCACUUUUUCCAGCCUCUCAGGAGGAAGAUAA
Molecule: messenger RNA, 2022 nt
Organism: Triticum turgidum subsp. durum (durum wheat)
Lineage: Eukaryota; Viridiplantae; Streptophyta; Magnoliopsida; Poales; Poaceae
Source: the annotation of a GenBank genome assembly